UUUGUGUUCGAUGGGUUUGGGUAUACCGUAUCACAGGAGAGUGACACAAGUGAAGUAAUGGGCUGUGCUCGGACCAUAGCCGGCAAGACCUACGUCCUCUCUUUUGCGGUCGGAGACGCCAGUAACGCGUGCAAAGGCUCGAUGAUCGUGGAGGCGUUCGCCGGCCGGGACACGCUCAAGGUCCCGUACGAGUCCCGUGGGACUGGAGGGUUCAAACGGGCGGCCAUGCGGUUCGUCGCGACGUCGAACCGGACGAGGGUGAUGUUCUACAGCACGUUCUACGCCAUGAGGAGCGAUGAUUUCUCGUCGCUCUGUGGACCCGUCAUCGACGACGUGAAGCUCUUGAGCGUUCGUAAGCCGUAGGAUUUCGAUCCGACGUCUGAGAUUUGUUUUGUGUUCGAUGGGUUUGGGUAUACCGUAUCACAGGAGAGUGACACAAGUGAAGUAAUGGGCUGUUGUGUUGUGUUUUAUAGGAAGUGGUCUCGCUUACAUCUAUUUUAUUUUCCUUGUAUGGGGAAGGCAAUAGAAUGGUGCCGUUUUAUAUAAUAGGGUUUUUUUUAAGGAGUUGUGAUAUGAGUAUUAUGAGAAUAAAAGUUUAUACAGAUUUGCGGAUA
Molecule: messenger RNA, 614 nt
Organism: Tarenaya hassleriana
Lineage: Eukaryota; Viridiplantae; Streptophyta; Magnoliopsida; Brassicales; Cleomaceae
Exons: 1
Cellular component (GO): plant-type cell wall
Source: RefSeq, a predicted model, not a curated record